Messenger RNA from Pelobates cultripes (western spadefoot toad), 17554 nucleotides. Lineage: Eukaryota; Metazoa; Chordata; Amphibia; Anura; Pelobatidae. The record is from the annotation of a GenBank genome assembly.
AUGAACGUUCCAUGUGUCGUAGGCAUGAAUGAAGUGCCCUGGCAGGAGCCCAGAGGAAUGAUGCAUGCAAGCGGUGGGCAGGAAUCCCUUGGGGUUGGAGUAGGGAUUGCCCCACUUGGUGGAGCAGCAUCAGGGCCACAUAAUCUACAUGCCAUGCCCCCCGGUGCUUCCAGUGCCCAGAUGCCUCUGAGUGGCCGCUCUCAGGAUGAUGCCACAGUGGGAUAUUUCUUCCAAAGACAAGCGGGUGAACAGCUGAAUGGCUACUCCAAUAAACACCGCUGGCCUACAGGAGAUAGCAUAGAUGCAGCGGUAUGUAGCUCUCUAUGGUUUGAAGUUCUUUUUGUAAUUUCGUUGUUUCUUUUGGACAUGGCAAAUCUAUUGUUUUGUAUUUUCUUUUAUCUCAGUUCUUAUGAGCUAUGUACCCAGACACUGCAUUGUCUUCAUGUUCCUCUAGAGUGUCUUUGUUUUGCCCCACAGCAUAUUUUCCAUUCAUUAUUACAGAGAGGGGAACAAGUAACCUUUUCCCCUGCCUUUAUGUUGGCAAAGCAUCAUAGGAAUUUACGUUUUUCAAAGCUAGUGUACUAUCUUUUGGGAACCCCUACAUUAGACAAAAAAAAAAAAGGAAUCAUGGAUUUUGACAGUUGGUAAACCUAAUUGUUUAAUUUAGUGUGCAUUUGCAUUGGUUUUUUUUUCUUCGCCUCCUGCUUGUAAAAUUGUCUUUUCUUUUAGUCUCUUCCACCUCUACUGGUGAGCCUGUCCAUGCAUCACUAUAAAGAUAGUACACUGGUUAAAUAUCAGCAGUUUAAGGGUUACUAUAGGCAUCAAAACAACUUUAGCUUUAUGAAGCAGUUUUGGUGUAUAGGUCAUGUCCCUGCAGUCUCGCUGCACUAUUAUUUGUCAUUUAGUAAUUAAAUUACUUUGGUAAUACAGCCCUAGUCAGCCCUAGUCACACCUCCAUGCAUGUGACUUGCACAGCCUUCCUAAACACUUCCUGAAAUGGAACCUAGACUUUCUAGGUACCUUUAUUGUACAAUAUGUUUAAUUUAGAAUUUAUCUCCUCUCCUUUUAAUAGCCUGCAGGAGUCUCCUGUGUGUGAUUAAAUUUCAAUUUUCAGAACAGGAGAUAAAAACUUCAAAAGCAAGUUAACAUCUGAUUGAACAUGAAACCAUUUUGAAGGUUUGGUUAGGACAGCGUAAACAGAAACAAACAUGAUUUAACAGGACAUUCCACUGCCCAAAAACAAAAUAAAUAAAAAUCACCAUUUAGUACAUAUACCCUCAAUGUAAACCUGCAUGCAUUUAAUAAUGCGUUUUUCAUUGGAGUUAUAUCUAAAAUAAGCUUGCUAAACCUGCAGUUCUCUUAAGAAGUCUUUGUAAGUCAGGUGCUCUGAGCAAUUGCUCUCUCUUGAGGUCAGCUGCAUUGAGCUAACAAAACCAGGAAGUAACAUUACCUGGUGUCUGCUUGAAAGCCAAGGGGGUGUAACCAGAUUAAUUUAUAAAAGUGUAAAUUCCUAUUGAAAUCUGAACUUAUUGCAAAAUGAAAAAAAGAGGACAAACUAUUCACACUCAAAGCUUUUCAACAAGCUAAAGUUGUUUAGGGGUCUGAAGUGACCCUUUUACUCCUAAAUGGCAGAGAAUUGAGCAGUGAGACUGCACUGGCAUGAUCUAUACACCAAAACUACUUCUAUUUCUUUAAGGUUAACAGUGUGGAAAUGGAGUCAAUCAAAAUAUAAUAGAGGUGAAGCUUUGUCAAAUUUCCCCCCUUAUAUAAUGUAUUGAUUUUGUGUUUGGCAAUUCUAAUUACUGAAAUCAAAUAAGAAAAUCUAAAUUAACGAACAAUGUAAUGUGCUUCCUCCACUCGCCUAUCUUUCUUACUGUAACAUGUAUAAAUUAGAAAUUUACAGCCAUCACAAUUUUUUUUUUUACUUUGAGAAAAAUGACAUAAAGUACUAUUCAUUCUUUAAUAUCUUAGCUGCCGUUAAUCUUUCUGGUAUACUGGAUUUCAGGUUAUGUAAUGCCCUUUGACUUGGCAUAAAGCAGACUGCUUAUCAUCGCUGUUGUACACAUGUUGUUUCGUGAUGCUUCAUGUUCCCUCCCUUGUUUGCACUGCUGCUCUGUUAUCACAAGGACUGCUGUUAAAGGAACUCUCCAAGCUGAAAGUUUUAUGUGUGUAUAUGAUGUGUGAAUGUUAGAUUGCAGUUAAAUAAAAAAUGGGACACUGGCCCAAAAAAAAUCAUCAUCUCAUCCCUGGAUGUUCUCUCUCCGUUCCUUUUACUCACAUCUAUAGGCGGGUUAGCUGUAAAAACUGGAUUUAGAAUUGUGAAAAGUGUUUGUUUACCAUUGCAACUGAAAUGCUGAUUCUGAUAAAUCUUCCCCUGAACAAGUGCACAUAUCUACUAAACAGUUUGUUUCUAGACUGAUGUGCAUAUACAGCACUGAGUUAUGAAAGAAUUGACAUUUUGACUUUCUCCUCAUUUCCCAUAAACAGAGCUGGAGGAGAAGUUCCCAUGAAAAUGAGUGGGCACUUUUUUCCACAGUUAUAGUCAUCACUGUUAUAAAAAAAUAUCAAUAGAUAAACUUUUUUUGAGUCUUGUUAAUGGAGCAUGCAAAACAAUAUAACCCCUCCUCCGCUGCAGUGGUUAUGGUGCUAGAAGUGCCGUGGCACUGUCCCACUGUAUUUCGUCAAUCUGUUGUACAACUUUCCUGGGUGCCAAAGGUAAUGCAUAUAUGAUCCGGGCUUAAAUUUUUCACGAGCCAAAUGAAAAUGUAGCUCUGGCGAGCCAUGUUAUGGCUUGCAUUGACGAGUAAUUUUGAAGGCCUAAGAAACAGCAAAAUAACUUUUUUUUUUUUUUUUUUCUUCUUCUAAGGCACACUUUGAGGUGGAGUUGAACUUUGUUUAUUAUGGUGAUUGGAAUGUCCCUUUAAACAUUAUUUAUCAGUUACUUGGAGUUUCCCUUUGGGAUAGGGUUUAUUUGUUACUUUUUAGAAUGUGAAAGUACUUUCCAUGGGGUACAUUCAGGAUAACUAGAUAUUACAUUUGCUAUAUUUAUGAAUGACAAAUCAUAGAAGAAUUUGGCAGAAAGUUAUAGGUAUUCAAAAUCUAGAAUCAUUCUGGUAAGAAGCACUACAGGUAUUUGUGAGUUACAUUUUUAUCUUUAUAUCUAGCCUCUUUUAGCACCUAAAGGUGGCUUCAAUGUUUUUAUUCAUUUGUGUAAUUUCCAGAGAAGUAACAGUUCCUCUUUAAGGGGCCUUACUGCUGUAAGAGAACAAAGAGGGAUCCUAAGCUCUGCCACACCUAUCUUUCUUAGAAGAGACUGAGAAUUUUCUGUGUCUGCCCUCCUAAACAAAAAAAGACAGAAUUCCUACAUGGUCCAUUUGUGUGUGUUCUUGACAGACGUGGUUAAUGUGUUUUGUUAACAGUUUUUACCGGUCCAGCAAUUCCCUUUGUUUUACUUGUACAAUCUAUAAGCAGCAAGUAGUUUGAUCCCUUUAUGAGGAAGCAAUAAUCUUUGCUUUCUGAUAACACUAGCCCACGUCAAGAAUAAAAUUAAAAAUGGGAAGCAGCUGUGCAUUACGUGUCGACACGCCGUUCAUAGACCUGCGUGCUCUGUGCAAGCUGUAACUAGCACCAAAAUAAAAAGAUGAUGCUCCACAUUGAUUGUGCCUUUUGACUUUUAUGUUUAAUUACUGAAGACUUUUGUGUGAGAAAAACAAUCGUCGGUAGUGCUAAUCAAUCAUUAAGUACAUGUCUUCACAUGUAGGCUGCAAUAUUGUUUGACAUUGGUUCUCUGCACUAUUAGGAAUGACCUCUUUUUUUUUUUUUUAAGAUUUUUCUGGUUUCAUCCCAAUUUUGUAAAAGUAGAUUUGGAAAUUAUAAGAAUAAAUGUUCUACAUGCAACUAUGUAGAAGUGAGCAAGAUUUUAAAUUUGCUUUUACCAUAUAUACUAGUCUAUAAGUAGAGUGCAGUUUUUUGACCAACAAUUGUGAAAUAUGCUACGACUCGUGGAUAAGUCAAAGGUACUGCAUUCAAAUGGAAUUGUUCCCCUUCUGUUCGGUUACCGUACUGCAUUUGAAUGGAGUUGUUCUCCUUCCAAACAGACUCUGUGUGGUCCUCCUUGUUAACGCCUCGUUAUCACUGACCACCCCUGGCUGUUAACCACAAACAAACAUUUCCUGGGUGGCCAUCAUUCGUAUAUACGAACGCAUGUGUUCAAACAAUCUUGUCUCCCGAACGCAGACAGCGGUACAUGGUUGUCGACAGUAUGGAUCUCUGAGUUGGAUUCGCAAGCCCGCAAACCCCGCUGAAACUUGUACCACUGCCCGUUCGACUUCCCGAACAGCUAGGAGAACGGUGUUCAGGAGUCGAAAUUCUAUCGAAACUAUCAGUGACCCGUGGCUAUGUCAACUCUGCGUUUUAAAACGAAGUUUAUGACUAAAAUUUCUCGACUUAUACAUGAGUAUAUGCGGUAGGUUUUGGUACCGUUAAUAACAAAAAAAAGUGAUCUAACUAAACUGUCCUAACACGCUCAAGUUUCAGACUUAAGUGGAACUUUCUCAAAUCUUAAAGUGGCUAAACUGUGUGUAGUAUAUAAAGCAUAAAACAGGAUGCAGUCAUUUGAAGAGUAACAGGAAAUGUAAAAAUAUGUUGAUUUACAACAGCUAAAGAAAUGGUACAGCAUGUGAAUCAUGCGAAAGAUGAAAGUUUUAUUUAAUUAUAGAUAAUGUGUUAAAACAUACAAACAAACCUACAACCACAUAAUUUACAUGUAGAUUUUGUUAUUUUUUUAAUAGGAAUGGUCAGAUGUCCAAUGACCUAAAAAAUGUGUUUAAAGCAAGCAUGUCAAACUCGAAGUCUGGCACAGGCCGCAUAAAAAAAAAAUACCUUACAUUUUCAUAGAAACGUAGGGUUAUUUUAAAAAGUACAGUAUAAAAUAACCCCCAGCACCCCCUCUACCACCCUGUGCCAAAUCUGAUCCUCCCGCUGACACAGACAUAUUCACUGACAGACAGAAACACACAUACAGACACACUGACACACACAUACUCACUGACAGACACACACACACACACAUACUCACUGACAGACACCCACAUACUUGCUGACAUACACAUACACACUCACAGACAGACAGACACACACAUACACAUACAUACAUACAUACAUACAGACACACAGACAGACACACACACAUACUCACUGAUAGACAGACACACUCACAGACAGACUUCCACCGUCCCUUCCUCCCCAGCCGGGUAAGUGUUAGUUAGCAGAGUAGGCACCUGCAAUGUGGGGUAAGCACUAUUCUCUGCACUAUUAGGAAUUACUCUAAUGACUAUUAGGAAUGACUCUGCUUGGAACAUUAGGCAUGUACUCGCGGCUCGCCAGGCCGCAAAGAUGGUCCUUGUGGGCCGUGAGUUUGACAUGCUUGGUUUAGGAAUACUAUAGCGUUAAGAACACAAACAAGUAUUGAUAAUUCAAUCGUUUUAAUCUACCCUCUUUGUGAGGGUUUGCAAGGCGUGUGGUUAUCACAAUGCCGCUCCACCUCCACCAGUGGGGAAACAUUGGAAGGCAAGUGCUCAUGCCUGCAGACCAUCUGAUUGAAUAGUCGAGUUUAACUCAGUUAUUGGGGCAGAAGCAGGGCCGGACUGGGGAUACAAAGCAGCCCUGGAAAAUAAAUCUAUGUCAGCCCCAUAAGUCAUUGCACCAUAUAUUGCCAUAUGUAAUAUGUAAGGCAAUGUCUUGCCACCCCAGAUGGUUGAGUGAUAUAUAUAUAUACUUAUUGCUUUUUCUAAUAUAUAAUAUUGGUCCUUUCAGAGUAAAAUGUUUAAUUAUACAUUAAGCAUACUCACAUGCAGUGUUUACAUUGCUUCCUAGUGACACCUCUAGUGACAGUCACUAGAGGUGCUUCUUGUGUCAGUGCUGCACAGUGCGAUUGCACAGUGUGCAGCACCUACAUUCAGGGCCUUUGCAGCCAAUCCUAUGGCAGAGCAUUGGAUUGGCUCAGAUCAUCAAGCUUGAUGAUCUCACCCAAAGAGGCAGGGCCAGUCGAGGGGAGACAAGCACGGCGUGGGGAGAAAUAAAAAAGGUGAGUAAAAACACUUUUUAAAUACACACAGACACACACAUACACCAUGACACAGACACACACUGACAGAAUUACACAUAUUACCUGUGGGUGACCGGCUGUGUGGGCUAGUGGCCGCUGGGGGAGGUCUGCUGGCGGAGGUCUGCUAGCGGCCGCUGGGGGAGCUGUCUCUGUCUCUGCUCCCCCUCCCUCGCGCACAGCUUAAUGAGACCGGGGCCGAAAUAUGAUGUCAUAUUCCAGCCCCAGUCUCAUUAAGCUGCGCGCUGGGGAGCAGAGACCGAGACAGCUCCCCUAGCGGCCGCCAGCAGACCUCCCCCAGCCAGCGGCCGCCAGCAGACCCAGGUGUCUGCCUGGCGCCAGGUGCCGACAGCCCACCAGGAAAUUUCCCGGUAUCAAAGAGCGAUCACAUGGCCCCUAUAGCUGGCUGUGGAUCUGCCUGCAGGGGGACUGUUUGAGCUGUCACAGUCCCCCUGCUGGUGGAAAGUGUAAAAAAAAAUAUUAAUUAAACAUGUUAAAAUAAAAUGUAUGUGUGUGUGUGUGUGUGUGUGUGUGUGUGUGUGUGUGUGUGUGUGUAUGUGUGUAUAUAUAUAUAUAUAUAUAUAUAUGUGUGUAACGUCAUAUGUAUUUUAAUGUUAAUAUAAGCACAUAUUAGUAUUAAAAUACACUUAGACUGACGGUCCAUAUGUAAUUUCAUGUAUUUUGUUAAUCUAUAUAUUAACAAAAUACAUAUCUGUCUAUAUAUAAAAUACAAAUAACCGCAAAUAUAUUUAUAUAGAUAAAUAUAUAUAAAUGAUUACAUAAUUAUACACGUAGAAUCUAAAUACAUAUAUAUGUAUAUAUAUUCUACGUGUAUAUGUAGAUAAUCUUUUAGUGCAAUUAUGUGAUUUUAUUAAUUAAAAUUAGAUUGACAUGCCUGACAACCCAGGCAGAAAGUGCAGAGAAUUUAAUUUAAUUCGCAAGCACUAUAUUUAACCCUGUAACUUUCCAAGACACCAUAAAACCUGUACACAGGGGGUACAGUUUUACUCGGGAGACUUCACUGAACACAAAUAUUAGUGUUUCAAAAUGAUAAAUUGUAUUACAACGAUGAUAUUUUCAGUAAAAGUGAAGUUUUUUGCAUUUUUCAUACACGAACAUCACUUUUACUGACGAUAUUAUUGUUGUAAUAUGUUUUAGUGUUUUGAAACACUUAUGUUUGUGUUCAGUGAAGUCUCCCAAGUAUACCAGUACCCCCUAUGUACAGGUUUUAUGGUGUUUUGGAAAGUUAGAGAGUCAAAUAUAUGUCUUGCAUUUCAUUUUUUUCACAUUGAAAUUGGCCAGUUUGAUGUUGCUUUUGAAACUGUAUGGUAGCCCAGGAAUGAGAAUUACCCCCAUGAUUGCAUACCAUUUGCAAAAGUAGACAACCCAAGGUAUUUCAAAUGAAGUAUGUCCAGUCAUUUUUAAUAGCAACUUAAUCACAAACAGUGGCCAAAUAUUAGUUUUAUAUUAGUUUUUUGCUUUUUUCACACAAAAAGAAAUAUGAAUGCUUACUUUGGCCAGUGUUUGUGACUGUGGCUACUGAAAAAAGACUGGACAUAUACCCCACUUGCAAUACCUUGUGAUGUGUAUUUUUGCAAAUGGUAUGCCAUCAUGGGGGUAAUUCUCAUUCCUGGGCUACCACAUGGUCUCAAAGGUAACAUUACUAAUAUGGCAAAUUUUAAUGUGGAAGAAAAUUAAAAAUGGAUUGUGCUAUAUUUGACCCUGUGACUUUCCAAAACACUGUAAAAUCUGUUAAUGGGGGUACUGUUUUACUCGUGAGACUUUGCUCAAUACAAAUAUGUGCAUUUUAUUGCAGUAAAAGCAAACCGUAUCAUGACAUUUACAGCUAAAAUGUCAGGCAGAACUACAAUUUUAUUUUAUUUUUUUUUAUUUUUUUUAAUCUUAAUUUCUCAUUUUUUUAAAAUUUAUUCAUAAUAGUUAUGUUUCAUAUAUGAAUAGUUCAUGAGAAGUUAAAGGCCUGUUUCUUCUGAAUAAAAUGAUAUAUAAUAAGUGUGGCCGCACUUAAUAUGAAAGAGGUGAAUUAUGGUUGAACAGACAUAUAGUGCAAAUUCCAGUUUUUGUUUACGUUUUGUUUUGAUCAGAACGUAUACUAUUGACUCUGUUCUGAAGGGGUUAAAAAGACAGGGGAAUGGAACUCAGAUCACUUCAUCUCAGUGAAGCGGUGUGGGUGCCUAAAGAGUCCAUUUAGAGGACCACUCUAGGCACCCAGACCACUUCAGCUUAAUGAAGUGAUCUGGGUGCCAGGUCCCUCUAGGAUCAACACUUUUUUUUUUUUUUUAUAAACAUAGUCUCAUUGACAGCCGCUAGAGGCGUUUGCAUGCUUCUCACCCUUGAAAAUCACAGUGAGAAGACGCAAGCGUCCAUAGGCAAGCAUUAUGAAUGCUUUCCUAUGAGACAGGCUGAAUGCGCGCGCAGCUCCUGCCGUGUAUGCGCAUUCAGCCGAAGAGGAGGAGAGCUCCCCGCCCGGCACUGGAAAAAAAGGUAGGAUUUAACCCUUUCCUCGCCAUCGAGCCCGGCGGGAGUGGGACCCUGAGGGUGGGGGCACCCUCGGGGCACUAUAGUGCCAGGAAAACGAGUAUGUUUUCCUGGCACUAUAGUGGUCCUUUAACUUUCAUCAACAGCAGUUUGAAGCCAUGUUCUGUCUAAGGCAGCACAGGUCCAUUGUGUUUGCUAGUAAACACAAUUGAUUUGUUCCCAUUCCCACGUGUUUUAGUAUCUCUACUCUUUCAGGAUUUUACAAAAAUAAUACAUGAAAUCUCAUGUGUUUAGCUAGGACAGUGAUUGCAGAGAGGUAGGAUCCCUGGAUAUUGGGCAGUUGGCCAAUUAUUCAACAUAUCACGAAAGAAACAAAUAUGAAAUUUUAAUUAUGUAUAAUACAAACAUGAAACUAUGCAUCUGUUUAUCUGGGUCAGUUGUUUGUUGUUGUUUUUUGGUCCAGUUGCAUAGAUGAGUUUGUUUGCAAAUUAAUUUUCAUUCAUUCCAGGUGAUAUUUAAAGGGUUGCUCAAACCUCCAUCACCAUUUCUGCUUGAACGCUGCCUGUACAGAGCGUCUGCACGUUUGUGCCAUGGUCUAGUUGAAUUCUGGCACACAUGACUAAGGCAACCCAGAACAGCCUAAUGUUAAUUCUGUGCAAAGUCAAUAUUUUACAGGUUUUUCAAUAAAAAUAAUGCGUUGGGGGCUGCGAGUUCCUAGUGACUAGUGCACUAUAUGCCAUUAUAAAUAUGACAUAAAAUAAGAUGUAAUGGAAAAAAAGGUUUAUGUGAAAGUUAUUGAGGUACACAAUUGUUUAGGGUUUGACUGGGUUUUUUAAGGAUGGGCGAGAGCUUUUUUUCCCCUCCUUGAGUAGAAAAAUGAAGUUUCUAAAACCUAAUCUCUUGAUUUUUUUCUUAAUUCCAGGUGAGGCCCGCAGAUGAGAUGAAUAAUGAUUUCCAGGCACUCGCAUUAGAACAUCGUGGAAUGGGGGAGGUCAGUCAUUUACUGCUCUUGAUUCAAUCUCAACUCCAUCAAGAUACUUUUUUGUUUUGGGGCUAAUCUUACACGUCUAUUCAUAUUGUUAGCUCAAGGCAUACUCAAAAGAACUUUGUAUAUUUUGUGUUUCCGCUGUUUGCUGUAGACAUUGGUCAGAAUAUCACAGUAGAAAAGCUUUUGUUUUUUAUCAAUUGAAAAGGUCACAGACAAGUUUUAUUCACCACUGUCAAAAGCGAUCAUUAGUUUAACAGAUUCUUUCUAUAGUUUUUAGUAGGGAUCGACCGAUAUUGAUUUUUUAGAGCCGAUACCGAUACCGAUAUUCUGUGAACUUUCAGGCCGAUAGCCGAUAUAAUUUGCCGAUAUUCUGUACAUUUACCAUUUUGGAAAAUAAAAACUAUUUCUAAAGGUAAAUGCACAAAAUAUACAUGCAACGUGCAGUGGAUGCAGUGUGACAGGGGAGCUGUGUGUGUUUGUGUAGUGUGUGUGUAGUGGAUGCAGUGUGUGUUUGUGUAGUGUGUGUGUUGUGGAUGCAGUGUGUAGUGUGUGUGGAGGAUGCAAUGUGUGUUUGUGUAGUGGAUGCAGUGUGUAUUUGUCUAGUGUGUGUAGUGGAUGCAGUGUGUAUUAGUGUAGUGUGUGUAUAUAAUGAAAGCAGAGUGUUUGUGUAGUGUGUGGGUAGUGUGCGUAAAGUGAAUGCUGUAUAUACUAAAUGCAAAGUGUGUGUGUAUAUAAUGAAUGCAGAAUGUGUGUGUAUUUGUGUAGUGUGUGUAUAGUGAAUGUAGUGUGUUUAUAUAAUGCAGAGUGUGUGUAUAUAAUGCAGUGUGUUUGUGUAGUGUGCAUUAUAUAAACACACUACACAAACACUGCAUUAUAUAAACACUACACAAACACACACACUGCAUUAUAUACACACUACACAAACACACACUGCACAAACACACUACACAAACACACACUGCAUUAUAUAAACACACUACACAAACACACACUGCAUUAUAUAAACACACUACACAAACACACACUGCAUUAUACACACACUAUAAAAACACACACACUGCAUUAGAUACACACACACUGAAUUAUAUACACACACUACACAAACACACACUGCAUUAUAUAAACACACUACACAAACACACACUGCAUUAUACACACACACUAUACAAACACACACUCUGCAUUAUAUACACACACACUAUACAAACACACUGAAUUAUAUACACACACUAUACAAACACACACUGCAUUAUAUAAACACACUACACAAACACACACUGCAUUAUACACACACACUAUACAAACACACACACUGCAUUAUAUACACACACACUAUACAAACACACUGAAUUAUAUACACACUAUACAAACACACACUGCAUUAUAUACACACACUACACAAACACAGACUGCAUUAUACACACACUGCAUUAUAUACACACACACACUAUACAAACACACUGAAUUAUAUACACACACACUAUACAAACACACACUGCAUUAUAUAAACACACUACACAAACACACACUGCAUUAUACACACACACUAUACAAACACACACUGCAUUAUACACACACACUGCAUUAUACACACACACUAUACAAACACACACACUGCAUUAUAUACACACUGAAUUAUAUACACACACUAUACAAACACACACUGCACUAUAUAAACACACUACACAAACACUGCAUUAUAUACACAGUGUGUUUGUAUAGUGUGUGUAUAUAAUGCAGUGUAUUUGUGUACAUUGUAUACAAACACACACACUAUACAAACACACACUGCAUUAUAUACACACUGUGUUUGUGUAGUGUAUGUGUAUAUAAUGCAGUGUGUGAGGGGGCAUUUUUUAUUAAAUUAUUUAAAAAAAAAUAAAAAUGUAUAAUUCUUAUUUAUUUUUGUUGUCCCCCCUCCCUGCUUGUUACCUGGCCAGGGAGGGGGGAUAUGACCGUCCCUGGUGGUAUUGGCUGAGCUGGGGGGGCGGAGAGCAAGCGCUUACUCACCUCCCAGCAGCUCCUCCAGCUCCCCAAUGCAACUCUCGCGGCCAGCGUGUCGCGCGGAGCGUUGCCAUGGUGAUCCAUGGCAACGCUCGGAAGGCCGCGGGUAUCGCGAGAGUUGCACUGGGGAGCUGGAGGAGCUGCUGGGAGGUGAGUAAGCGCUUGCUCUCCGCCCCCCCAGGACCGCCGGGUUUGUAAUGAGCCCGGCGGUCCUAGGAGGUAUUAUCGGCAAUAUCGGUAUCUGAAUUGGCCGAUACCGAUAUUGCCGAGAAUACCGAAUAUCGGCCGAUUAUAUCGGUAAAACCGAUAAUCGGUCGAACCCUAGUUUUUAGUUGUUUUGUUUGUUUUAAUUUUGUGGCCAGUAUUCGGUUCCCUGUUCUAUGUAAACUACUGCACAAUGACAUGUUUUGCUCACACUUUCUACUUUUAAGAUCUUGGCAGCUUAUACGUGUUAAAUAUUGUUUGUUACCACUGUCAUAGGUUUGAGUUUAGGGUUUUCAGCAAGGCUCUGAACUCCAUUUGUUUUAUUUAUUUAUUUUUGUUAUUAAAACUUAAAAGUACAUGUUUAGAAUAUAUUCAGUAGAUGAUACGAACAUAAUUAGUGUUCUUUGAAUUAUUGGAAUGAACCAAGAAUUGGAUCACAUCCAGGAUUGCCCCAAACAUGGCAGGUAGAUUAAUAGAGUAUAUUAGCGAUGGGGUUAAUUUCCAUGGAGGGAGGGGUCAUUGGAUCCCUGAAAUGGUAUACUACAAACACCAUAACAAACAUAACUUAUUAAACAGUUUUAUUGCUAGGAUGCUAUCCGUGCAAACAUACCUUUCAAAUAUUUUAUUACUUUUUUUUUACUUGAUUACUUGGAGAGAAAAAAAAACCUUACGUUGACUCUUUAGCUUGAUCUAUCUAGUCCAAAAUCAGAUCUACCUUUGAGUUUACGGACUGGUACCUUACCAGAGUGAUAGCAGACCAACCCAUUAUAGUGUAAACAAAUCAACUCCUUAAAGGACCACUAAGGUGCCAGGAAAACAUACUCGUUUUCCUGGCUCUGUAGGGUCCUUGGGUUCCCCUCACCCGCCGGCUCUAGGGUGAGGAAGGGGUUAGUCCCUUACCUUUUUUCAAGCGCCGGACUCCCUCGGCGCUGGGGACUCUCCUCCUCCUUUCCCCGUCAUCGGCUGAAUGUGCAUGCGCGGCAAGAGCCACGCGCGCAUUCAGCCAGUCUCAUAGGAAAGCAUUCUCACUGCUUUCCUAUGGACUCUGGCGUCUUCUCUCUGUGAAAAUCACAGUGAGAUGCGCGGAAGCGCCUCUAGCGGCUGUGAAUGAGACAGCCACUAGAGGCUGGAUUAACCCAUAUGUAAACACAGCAGUUUCUCUGAAACUGCUAUGUUUACAACAGAAAGGGUUAAUCCUAGAUGGACCUGGCACCCAGACCACUUCAUUAAGCUGAAGUGGUCUGGGUGCCUAUAGCGGUCCUUUAAAAAUUGGCUGGUUGCCUCCCCUUUGUGCUGCUACAGUUUCAUAUAUGUUGGAUGACUACGUUGUCGUCUCGUGAACUAAUUUUCAUAUGCCCACCCAGAAUCCCCUGCAGUAGUGUAACAUCACUGCUAAGCAGAGAUUUGUGUGGGAAAAGCAAGUCUUAUGGCUUGAUCGGUGUGCAGAUGUGUGUUAAACAGUGCAUUUACUAAUAUAUAUAUAUGUGUGUGUGUAUGUGUAUACAGUGCAUUUACUAAUAUAUGUGUGUGUAUAUAUAUAUAUAUAUAUAUAUAUAUAUAUAUUAAUAUAUAAUAUAUAUAUAAUAUAUAAUAUAUAUUUUUUUUGACAAUUCUGAUCGACUUACAUUAAUAAGAGUCUGAAACUAACAAACUCAAACUCUCUGGUCGCUUAAUUCAACCCCAUUUACUGACAUUAUAUGGAAAAACAUGGCUUUGCCAGUGGUCUGAGCUGCACAGGGAGCUUAUUUAUCCCUUCCAUGGUUGGCGGUUAGAGCGUUUCUUACACAUGGACUUCGUGAAGGCUUUACAUGAAAUUAACAAAGGAUCUGAAAUCACCCAAGAGGGAACAUUGAACAACCCUGAGUUAAAGUACUAGAAAUGGUUGACUUGACUGUGCCCAGCCAUGUUCCAUGUACCCAGCUAUUACCAGAACGCUUGACAUGAGCAGGGACAUUUUACCAUAGAACUGUGGAUGGAUGCACUCUGGACACUUUUUUUUUUUUUUUUUUUUAACCUCCAACCACUUUUUUGUUUGAUUUUUCUUUUUACGGUUCUACUUGUGAAACCACCUAUUGUAAAAUAAGUGUAGCAAAGUGAACUUUACGUAGAAUAUCUUGCCCUCCUUUUCCAGUUUUGUUUCUAUAUUUGAUAGUUUUCUUAAAUUAGGCUUUUUAAGACAAUAUUUAGCCCAUAUUUUAUGUCUCUUCUGUGUAAGUAAAAUUGCUUUGUUGUUCUUCUCAAACAGCUUUUACCAGCCAAAAAAUUUUGGGAACCAGACGAUUCUGCAAAAGAUGGACAGAAAGGGAUGUUCCUUGCUGACGAAUGGAGAGAAAACACAUGGGGAGCAUCACGUAAGUAACGUAACGAUAUAUGUAUUAUAUUACAUUUAUGUUAUGUAAGUAGAUCCAGUACUUAUACAAUUGGAUCUACUGAAUAAUUAAAGUUUCUAUGGAAUCAGGAAAUCCUAUGUUCUGCGCUUCCUGGGUGUACGUGUCCGAUUGUGUACAUGUGCAGGCUUCCAAUGAAUCUGUGUUGACUCUUAUGAACUUGUGAGAGUCAACACAGAGGAUCCAUGAUGCUCUACUCCCGGGAAGACUUGUGGUGCUUGACGGAGGUAAAUAUUGAACAAGAUAUCUAAUGACAAAGAAUGUGGAGCUUAAGUAAAGCUCUAACUUUGCUCUCCUCCAGGUUGUACAUAAUUAAAUUAAUAUCUAUUUAUGUAUAACUUUGCAAAUAAGGUCAUUUAAAAAAAACAGCGCAACCUGGUGGGGGAAUAUGGGGCAUACCAAUAUAUAUUUUUUAAUUUAUUUUUUUAAAGUGACAAAGCUGCUCUAAUAAACAAGAUAAGCUAGAUAAAUAGUAAAGUAGUACUAGAGUACUUCAUAGAUUAGAAGUAGAAUAUACAAUAGAUUAGAACUAGAAGAGCAGGUUAAAACCCGAAGAAUAGCUCACAGAAAAGACCUACAAGAAUGAAAUCUAAUGUAUGUAAUACACUUGGUAACUAAGAUAAUAUCUUUCAUUCUAUCCCGAACAUGGUCUGUGCCCUCAUACAGGAAAUACACACAGACAAACGAAAGUCACAUUUAAGUAUAAUCUAUAUGCUUGCUUUGUAUUUAACUAGCACAAUGUACAGAUUACAAGUCUAGAUUAACGCCAACACUAUCUUGUUUUUAGACGUUGGAGUCCCUUUGAAGUUAUACUAACUUUUUCAAUAGCACCCCCAGACUAGCACAAUUGUCACAGGUCUUUUACGAUUCAUGCAGGCUUAAAGGACCACUAUAGUGCCGGUAAAACAUACUCGUUUUCCUGGCACUAUAGUGCCCUGAGGGUGCCCCCACCCUCAGGGUCCCCUUCCCGCCCGGCUCUGGAAGGGGGAAAGGGGUUAAAACUUACCUUUUUCCAGCGCUGGGCGGGGAGCUCUCCUCCUCCGAUUCUCCUCCGUUCGCCCCGCCCGCUUGAAUGCUUACUUGGCCCGGAAAGGCUUCUUGUAGCGCAUUCAUACUCAUAAAGCAUUUACAAUGCACCUCGGGCACUAGCGUGCUCUCACUGUGAAAAUCACAGUGAGAAGCAGCAAGCGCCUCUAGUGGCUGUCAAUGAGACAGCCACUAGAGGAUUAGGAAGGCUUAACCCAUUCAUAAACAUAGCAGUUUCUCUGAAACUGCUAUGUUUAUAAAAAAAAAAUGGGUUAACCCUAGAAGGACCUGGCACCCAGACCACUUCAUUAAGCUGAAGUAGUCUGGGUGCCUAGAGUUGUCCUUUAAAAGUAAGUAUGUGUCUUGAGCCAGUCUGCCUUUACAAGCAUUUAAAAAUACAGCCUCAAAAUAUGAUGACUAAACCCAUCUUGGAGAAGGGUAACGGGGAGUAAACGUCCACCUCUAACACCAAACAACCAAUAAGCAACUACACCCCUAGGACAGCUGGCUGACCACUCUCCCACGAAGCCAAAUCAAUAAAGUUAAUGCCGAACGCGAUCACCAAACGUAAAACAUAGCCAGAAGAAUCACACCUUGUAAAACACCUUACUUGUACCCAAUACUGUACACAUCUUGUUAACAGUAUUUGUUAUUGUCAACUUACUUAUAUAUGUUAUGUUAUAACAACAAAAUUUAAAAAGCUGAAGAAUCUUUAAGCUAGCACACUAGGCUUCUGCAAAAGCCAACCAACGCAAUGUUAAUAUAUUGUAUAUUACCUGUCAGAAGAAAAAUAAACAAUUAAAAAAAAAAAUACAGCCUCAAAUAUGAUCACAGGAAAACUUAAUUUCCUUGUACUGUUCUUGGUUGAAUCGUAAAUGUGAUAUUAUUUUUCACCUAUACCACAACCUUGUUAUCAUUUUGUUAGAAAAUAUCUCUGGGUGCCUUAAUGCAUUUUGCUAUUGAAGAAUUAAAGCAAACUCCAGACCUCUAAAGCAAUUUAGCUUGCUGAAAAGAUUUAUCGGUGAAGAGUGAGUCCUAUUUUUAAUAGAAAUUAACACUUUUAUAAAUUAUACUGGUUACACCCCUCUGGCUUCUCCAGCAGACAACAUGUUCUGUUACUUCCUGCUUUCGUUAGCUUUGUUGCACUGAACACAAGAGACAGCAAUUGCAAAAAAAAAAGACUUCUCUUUGAACUGCAUUGGGAAGUCUUUGAUUGGACAGCCACAGAAAGUCUGGGCGGGGUUAGUAGGGGGAGGGCUUGCAAAGGCAGCCGACAAGAGAUCUGCAGUUUUUGAAAGCCGUUUUUAGAUAUAACUCAAAUAAAAAAAUGCAUAAUUAAAUGCAUGCAAGUUUUCAUUUGUGGUAUGUCUACUAAACAGUGUUUUCAAAAAAAAUAGGAGUGUCCUCCAUCCUCAAAAUUUUACUGUACUAGUUGAAACUUUUAUCUUGCCACGACAAGCCUGAAGUGUCCGAAAUACAGUCACUAGGGGGUGAAUUUCUACUCACCAGGGCUAAAUUUUCACUGGCCAAUUGCUAGUGACAAGUUUGACAUUUUAAAUCCUGCCAUAUGAGUUGCUUGUGAAUUGUGUAAAUUGUUUGACAGAGCUUGUUCUGUGUGUUGAUUUUGUUGAAUGUAGAAUGUUUGGUAGGUGGCGAGCAAUGGGUGUUCCAUGGUUGAUGUUUUGAGUGUACCAUGUCAUAUUGUUACGGUUCAGUUGAUUUAUUGGUACUAGGCAAUACUUAAUGCCCAAGUGAAGACUGGAUCCAAUAUUUUUCUUGUGGUAAAUAAUUUCAGACCAUCUUUCUCAAGCUUUAGCCUCAACUUCACAAUUAAAAUGGUUUGAGCCCGACACCUCAGACAAUUUUGUUUUGCAUUUAAAUUUUCUAUAGCGCAUAUUCUGCAGUGGUUUACAAUUAUAGAAAGUGGUUAAUAUAGUGCACUUAGUACGUGCUCAAAUGCAAUUAAUAUCUAUGAGAAUUUGAGGUAGGUGUCUUGCUCAAGUACUCUUACUGGUGAGGUGACUGUGACACUUACAGGAUGACUGUCCUGUCAGAUCCACUGAGUAUGUGAUUUGUCUUGCAGACCAUUCCAUGUCCCAGCCUAUUAUGGUACAGAGAAGACCUGGGCAAAGCUUUCAUGGAAACCACGAUGUAAACUCUGUCCUGUCCCCUCGCUCAGAAAGUGGAGGCCUUGGAGUGAGCAUGGUAGAAUAUGUUUUGAGUUCCUCACCAGCUGACAAACUUGACCCACGAUUCAGAAAAGGAGCUUAUGUAAGUGACUUAAACAAUCGGAAUCCUAAAUGGUGGUCCUGUUGUAGUUGUCGUGGAGAUCUAUAUAAUAUGUGA